AUCCGACAAUCACGCGGAGCCGAAGAGCGAGGCGAGUUUCCGCGCGAUUAAGCGGUACGCGGAUGCGCUGACACAACGCGGCGUGUCGACCCCGAUGGUGUGUCGAACCCCUUGAAGGGCGGAGUAGAGGGGCGCCUUUAGUGGGACACGGGAUCCGCACUAUGUAUCUCCGAGCCGGCUAUAUACAGUCCUGUUUCACUGACGCGCCGCCGGCAGCGUGCAACGGCUCGCGCGAUCGUCGUCGCGACCGGCGCCGGAUCGUCGAUCGAUCCCACCCGGCCGGCCGUGGAUCUCGCGGCAGGAGACCCGAUUGUUCCCAGUCGGCAAUCAUCCUCGGUGCACGACGCUCGACUCGGGGCAGCCGAUGACUCUCCGGAUGCGAUCCUGACGGUCGCCGAGAACGACGAUUGACGCAGACCCGGGAGACUUGGGGAUCGACAUACCGAUCGACGACUGGCGCGUUCUCGAUGGUGAUCGAUCGUCGCAAACUGCAAACGAUCCGAAUGAAGAACGGAUGAGGGGGCUGAAAGCCAUGAACAAGUGAGAUACGGGGAAUAUCGCGGAACAAAAGAGAUAUUAUGCUCCGGUGAGAAACGCAUGUUCGAUCAACGUGAGAGAAGAUGUGAAGAGCGGAAUCGGAUCUCGAUGAGCAGCGUCGUCGCGUCGUGACUUGUUUACGACUCACACGUGAUAAAGAUCGAUAGCAUGAAAAAUGGUGUUCGACGCAAUGUGCGAGGAGCAGAGGAAGCAAUUCUUCAGGCAGAGCUAUGGCGCUCAUUUACCCGGGUACACGGGUCACUGUCCCACCCUCAAAUUUCGCGUUGGAAAGAGAUUCGGGGCGAGCACGGAAGAGAUUAUGAAGGAACUGUUAGAGAAGAAGAUUCUAAAGACUGGACCAUACAGGCCAAAUUCCGGUAGAGAAGCGGAGUUACCAACUCUUCAGGAUAAAGAGAUCAGAAGAGAUUGGAAUAACGAAGCUGGAUCGUACAAGGCACCCCCGUACAUUCUAGGAUAUACCGGAUAUAUUCCUGGCUUCAACAGCAGUUUCGGCCUGUCCUUCAUGAAAGCCGUAGAAGCCGGUGCCAAAGAGUGGCACGAGGCGCAAAUGAAGCUGAGAGCGCAACGGGACGCGAUGAGGGCGCACGCUGAGCGGACAGAUCCGAGAAAUCUUCUAUCCCGAGCGAGGGCGGAUAAUGUGGACAUCGAGAUCGAUCACGGUCAUGGCAAAGACAGAAGGACCUACGAUUAUCAUGUCUCCCCAGAAAGACUGCCGAUCGUCGGUUACACGGGCCACAUUCCGGGAGCGAGAGGAGAGGUCGCGCUUUCCAAGGGGUACGCUCAAGCCGCCCGGAAAGGAUUAGAAGGUGUCCACCGGGAUCGUGAAGAGAGGCUCAGCAGGACCAAGGAUAUGGAUGCUGUUCAGCGAGUCCUCGACAAUGCGUAUCUCGACGAAACGGGACACACGCGUGCAUAAUUCGACGUGGGAAUAUGUUUUCUAACUGCAGCAUACAGAACGAGACAAAAAUGCAUUCAGAGAGGAGGAAACCUGCGAAAAAGAAACAGUUGAAAAUAACAAAUACAACAGAACAAGUAUUAUAAGAAUAAUACAGGAUUAUUUCCAAACAUUGAUAUACAAGUUCCGAAAUUUCGCCAGAUUUUGCUGUACUUAAAGUGUUCCGAACGUUCCGUCUUUAUUUAGCAAAUAUUUGGUGCCUUUUCUCUGGCAGUACCGAAAGUAGUAAAUAAAUAUGAAAGAUUUAUAUUAGGGAAUAAUCUAGUUGCAAAAUUAUUUACGUCUGAAUCAAGAAAAUUACUCCAAAAAAAUGAGGAUUAUUUUUUGUACUCCAGUAUCUCGAGCGGUACGUAAUAGAUUUUGCCGUGUCUUCUAAUUUUCAGACGUAAAUAAUUUUCAAUGGACUAUUCGAGUGUAGAGAAAAAUAAUAUAGCAUUAUUAAAACAUGUAUUCCUACAUGAGAUAGUAAGUUUAUUAAUUUUUGAAGAUGUAUGUAUUGAAAUGUAUUGAAUAUGAGACUCUUAAACCAAGGAGCUCUCCUUAACUAGUCUUCAGAAAGAAGUGUGACAAUCGAGAAACAAACUAGAUUGUUAUUUAGCGAACAGCUACAUGACUCCUUAAACGUAUUUAUUCCAAUAUUUGUCCAUGUAGAAAUAAAUUUACCGCAGAAAUAAAUCUACAAAAUAUGUGAA
Vollenhovia emeryi is the source of this 2205-nucleotide messenger RNA. RefSeq names its product UPF0605 protein CG18335-like. Lineage: Eukaryota; Metazoa; Arthropoda; Insecta; Hymenoptera; Formicidae. The record is from RefSeq and is a predicted model, not a curated record. The transcript has 5 exons. The coding region runs from base 713 to 1474 and encodes 253 amino acids.